Messenger RNA from Heterostelium album PN500, 1683 nucleotides. RefSeq lists its product as uncharacterized. The record is from RefSeq and is a predicted model, not a curated record. The transcript is spliced from 5 exons. Bases 1 to 1683 code for a protein of 560 amino acids. Lineage: Eukaryota; Evosea; Eumycetozoa; Acytosteliales; Acytosteliaceae.
AUGAAUAUAUCAGUAAUAGUAGUUAGAGGACAACAACCAGAAGCAGGAAAGUUCUAUCGAUUCUUUGAUACAACUCUCGGUAGAUGUAUACAAAGUCCAGCGGUUAGAGGUCAACCGAUAGAAUUAGCGGUUUGCUCCUCCGAGAAUCUCUAUCAAAAUUGGCUAUAUACAUUUCAAGGUCAAUUGUUCAAUCCGCAAUCAAGACUAUGCUUGUCAAUCGAUGGUCAAUCGACGCUUGCAAUUGCCAAAGGUUGCACAGUAGCACCUGUUUUCGAAUGGGAGAUAAUCAAGUUCCCUAACAACACAGAUUUAUUCCACAUUUCAAAUAGUUUUUUACAACCACAACAGUGUAUGUCAUCACUCUCUGAUGGUGUUUCACUUGGGCUAGCCAAUUGUGCAGCAUUAAAACCUUCAACCAAUUCAUAUGGAAUGAAUCAAUUAUAUACAAAUUAUAAUAGUAUCAAUUUACCACCAGUUACAGAUACAAAUUCAAUUCCAUUGACAACAGGAGCAAGCCUGAAAGUUGGUACAAUUAUGAGUGCUGGUUUUACAAUGACUGUAAACGAUUAUAGUUUUGUUCUAAAGUUUGAUGGAAUGUUUGUUUUAUAUGAUCCCAAAGGACAGAUUGUUUGGUCAUCCGACAUUUCAGGAAACUACAAGAAUGAUACUGGUGGUUAUGGUACAUUUGAUGGUGAUGGAAAUCUUUGUAGUUAUGAUUCUAUGCACUCAAUAGAAUUCUGUACAUCAUUAAAUUUUCUAGGAGGUUACAAUUUAAACCUUCUACCUGCAGGAUCAUAUGGAAGACCUUGGGGUAUUGUCAUUCAAAAUCAACUUGGAAAGAUGAUUUGGGGAAGAUUUGGAACUAGUACAACCAGAGCUGGAUUCUAUUCAUUGAUUCCUGGAAGUUUCUUGGACAGUCAAUCAAAGACAAACAACAUUCUCCACCCAGGUCAAUUCAUUACCAAUGGACAUAAUUAUUUAACGAUUACAGAUAAGGCAGAAACUCAAUUAUGGGUUGAUAAUCCAUUUACUAUUGGAAAAAACGCUAUAACACAUGGACCAUAUUUUUUUACAAUUCAAGCUGAUGGUAAUGUUUGUGCAAAUGGAUAUUAUUCAUAUGGACUUGCAGGUGUUUGGUGCGUAUAUGGAGCUGAUGUCACAUUCUCAAGAUAUGUCUUCGUUACUCCCCAUGACGGAGAUAGUUCUCAUUGGGGAUUCAUGUCUCAUAACGGUACAAUCCCAGGUUUUGCAGUAUUUAGUCCACCACCUCCAAACUCUCCAAAUGCAGUGAGACAAGGACAAGUCUUUGGAAAUCCAUAUAAAUCGAUCACCAAUGGAAUCAUUAAAGUAACAAGAGCUGCCAAUCUUGAAACAAAGAUAACUUAUUUGAGUAUCGACGAACCAGAUACUAUUUUAAUACCAUCUUAUCAAGGAUUUUACAAUACUGCAAUCUGGCAGACCUAUUUUUAUUAUAUUAGAGCCGACAGUUUCAAUGGUACCAUAUCCUACAUCUAUACAACAGAGUCAUACUGUGCCGAUUGGUUUAAUCGUCUACAACCACCCAACAGUCUAAACUUUUUAGUUGCAAUGCCUGGAAUGCCUGAAUUUAUGUUGAUCAAUUCAAGAGGUUACAUGAUAUGGAGUGCAACCAGAGAUGGUUUUAAAGAAGUAAUUACCAUUUAG